Stylonychia lemnae is the source of this 3105-nucleotide messenger RNA. NCBI's taxonomy places the organism in Eukaryota, Ciliophora, Spirotrichea, Sporadotrichida, Oxytrichidae. The record is from the annotation of a GenBank genome assembly.
AUGACUACAUACUUGAAUUCAUAGCACGCCACAAACAUUUAAGGCUAGGUCAUCUAGAAGAGAUAGAGCCAUGGCUAAGCUAUUACAAAAUUCAAACCUAAUUAUUCAAGUUAAUAAUCAACCAGCCCCUCCACAAACCAGAGAUACACCAAACCUUCGAAGUAAAAUUUUAACAUCGCCAGCAAUAAUCAGGUGAAAGUUGGAAAAAUUUAUCUUGAAGAAAAUCAGUUAAAUCUGCACAGAUUAGGAGCGUAGUCUAACUCGCCCAAAGGUCACUCUAAAGCCUCCUUAAACCAAUAGAAAAUGUUUGUUGUGCAUAAAAACUAAGAUUAUCCUUCAGUUUCCGACAACAACACAUUUGAUGCAUAGAAUGUACAGAUGAAAGCAGGUGGAGUUUCGAACUAUAUUAUGUUAUCUCAAGAAUUGAAGAAAGCGCCGUAGAGAGUCAGUUAAGAACAAAGCAAGCUUAAGCUUAACAAGAGCAACUAAAGCCAAGGCUCCUAUAAAAAUAAGAUUAAUACGACACACUAGGAUUACUUAUUGUAGCAGAAUAAGAGCCCAUCUAAUAUGUAGUAUGAGAAAGGCAGCAAAAUACAGAGACGCGACAGUGCGAAGCUUGAGAAUGGCCAUUAAAGUUUUGGAUCCAUGUCUCGUUAAAUCAAUAAUUACUAUUAGAUAAUACAAAAUAACCAGCAAGCGAUUAUGUAGCAUUAAAUGGUCACCCGUACUCGCAACCAUGACGAUGAAAAAAUCCACAAAUUUAACACUACUUAACAGAUAGGAAAGCGAGACUCUAUAAAAGAUCAAUCCUCGCUAGCACUUUCAAAUAUUCCAUAAUAAAUUCUAUCGCCUAACAAUCCAACUAAAAACUAAAAUAUCUUUAAUUAAAAAAGAUAGUCAUAUUAACCUUAACUGACAAAAUAGACCUAUGCUUAUAACAAAAACCAGGAUCCAAUUAUUCUGUCUCCUAAAAAUAAGAAUAAACUAGACCGUUAAUUCUUCAGCGAUGAAGAAGAGAAUGUCAAUAACUGUUCUAAAGACAGUUCUCAGAAUGCAUAAAAUUGGUAGAGGUUGUCUAAGGAUUCUUAAGAUAAUGGCUAUAAUCCAUAAAAUGACAUUAAAGAUAACUACUACUCGAAAAAUGUCAAAAUUCAAAGUCAAAUUAAGGAUAUUGCAAGACAGCUGUGGGUAGCUGCAGAAGUAGGUGAUCAGCAGGUUAUUCUUAAAAUUCUAAAAAGUUUGAGCUAAUCUCAAAGCUAGCUCCAAAUAAACUGUACUAAUUCUGAUGGAUGGACACCCUUGCAUGUAGCAGCAAGCGAAGGUCACACCCAUAUUGUAGAUAUACUAAUUUAACAAGGAGCAAAUAUCGAAUGUAAGACCAAGAGUAACCGUACUCCUUUGCACAUAGCAUGCAUCAGGGGUAAUUUAGGAGUUGUUCAAAUUUUGGUUCUUGCUGGAUCCGACACGAAUGCUAAAGAUGUAGACGGCAAUACACCUGCUCAUUUCUGCGCAGAAUAUGGCCAUCAUGAUAGUCUGAGAUUCUUACUCACGAAGCAUCCAACUCUCUUUGCUAAAAAUAAGGAAGGAAAAUCCCCAAUAGAUCUAUCUGUCUCAAAUGAAAUUCUAAUGACAUUUGAAGAGUACAUCCAAUCAGCUAAGCACUUCUUGUAUGCAAAAGAAACUCAAUAAUAAAUCUAAGUCUAAAAUAACACAGAGGCAUAAUCUACAUCAUUAGGGAGUCAAAGGCAACGUCCAUAAUAAUAGCUGAAUACGAAUAGUAGCGGCAGUGAAUAAAGUAAAACAUCAAGAUACAGCAUAGAUGAGCAUAAACAACAAAAUAAUUAGACAAAGCAAAUAUAAAUUCUGGAUUCAAAAAUGAGGACUACUCAAAAUAGCAAUGGUGAAAGGCAGCAGUAGCCGAAUGACCUCCCAAAUCAAAAUCCAUAUAUGAGUGCAACAUAGCCACAAAAGAUUCAAGACUUUAAUAAAGCUAGUUACUCCUCAGGUAGCACACAAGGAAUGCAACAAACUCCUUCUAGCUACUCUCUGAAGUAACUACCGGUUGAGGAGAAAGAAGAUAUCAGACUUGGUCCAGAUAUGUUUGUGCCGUUGAAAAUGUUAGGGAGUGGCAGUUUCGGUGAGGUCUAUCUUGUAAAGGAAAAGGGUACGAAUUAACUAUAUGCAAUGAAAGUUCUGAACAAGUCUAAGAUCAUGGGUCAAAAUCUAGUAAGAUAUGCUAAAACGGAGAGAAAUGUCCUAUCCUAUACAAAGCAUCCAUUUAUAGUGAAUUUAAAUUAUGCCUUCUAAACAGAUACUAAGUUAUUCCUUAUCUUAGACUUUUGUCCAGGUGGGGAUCUUGGAAAGUGUCUAUAGAGAGAGAGAAAAUUUACCGAAGAUAGAGCUAGGAUAUAUGCUGCCGAGAUUCUAUUGGCACUAGAAGAUCUGCAUAAAAGAGAUAUUAUUUAUAGAGAUUUAAAACCUGAUAACGUCGUUCUUGAUUUUGAUGGUCACGCUUAACUAACCGAUUUCGGUCUCUCCAAGGAGGGAGUCGAAGAAGUAGCAAAAGGAGCCAAAUCAUUUUGUGGAUCUGUUGCUUACUUAGCGCCCGAGAUGCUUCGUCGUGCCGGACAUGGAAAGUCUGUAGAUUGGUAUUUAUUUGGAGUUCUUCUCUAUGAGAUGGUGGUGGGAUGCCCUCCAUAUUUCUCACCCAAAAAAGAGGAAUUAUUCAAUAAUAUUCAAAAAGGAGUAUUGAAAAUACCAGCUAGUUUAAGUGAAGAGUGCAAAAAUCUUAUUGUCAGUUUGCUUAAUAGAAACCCAGCAAAAAGGUUAGGAGCAGGUUCAGAUGGAAGUUAGGAAAUCAAAGAGCAUCCGUUCUUUGAGCCAAUGGAUUGGAAUGUAGCAAAAGCUAAGCAACUCAAACCACCAAAACCUGAUAUCAAUAUGAAACUACUUUAGUAGAUAUAGAAUUUCGAUUAACCUCCUGAUGAGUCCUUGUAUAGAGUAUUUGAGGAUACUGAGGAGCUAGACCCUGAUAUCUUUGAAAACAAGACCGUAGAGGGCUGGUCUUUUAUUCAAGGAAUAGGCACCAUUAUACAUCAAGAUUGA